UUUCGUUUUCGUCAUCUGCAAUUGCAUUGCCGAAACUGAGAAGGCCGCUGAAAGCUUUGGGUCUCUCUCCUGCUUCUCACUGAAAACCCUAAAAUUUGGGUCUUGGAUUAAAGCCUUUGCAACAGUUUUUGCAAGUGGAGCUCUUUGGUUUCGUGCAGAGAAAAAAUGGAUCUCUUAAGCAAUCUACCAGACGAGAUUCUUUGUCAUACCUUGUCAUUCCUUACCACAAAGGAGGCUGCUUUGACAUCUGUCCUCUCCAAGAGGUGGCGCAAUCUUAUUGCAUUUGUCCCUAAUCUUCACAUUGAUAACUCUGUCUUUCUCAAUCCCGAAGAGGGUAAGCAUAAAAGGUACGAAAUUCAACAGAGUUUCAUGGAUUUUGUUGAUAGAGUAUUGGCAUUGCAAGGUAAUUCUCCCAUUAAGAAAGCCUCCCUCAAGUGUCUAAAUAUGCGUGAUUCUGAUUCAAACCGAGUCGAUGAUUGGAUAAGUAACGUGUUGGCGCGCGGUGUUUGUGAACUUGAUCUGUUAAUCUAUUUGUGUAUGGAUGAAUACGUUCUGCUGUCUUCAAAAUGUUUCGAGAGUAGGGAUCUAGUUAAGCUGAAGUUAGAUAGUCUUUGUAUUGGUGUUCAACCGGAUACGAUCUCUACCGCCCCUGUUGGUUGGUUGGCUGAAGGGAUAGUCUUACCAAUGCUUAAAACUCUCGUGAUUAAGUCAGUUGGGUUUUAUGUUGAUGAGUUUUUUCUUAGAGCUUUGCCUGCGCUUGAGGAAUUGGUCAUGGAUGAUGUGUUCUGGUUCUGGAGCGUUACGGAUGUCACCGUGUCAAAUGCAAACCUCAAGACACUAACGAUAAAUUACAACCAUUAUUCAGGCACUUUUUCGUUUGAUACACCUAGUCUUGUUUACUUCUGUUACUCUGAUUAUGUUGCUAAAGACUACCCUGUAGUUAACAUGGAAAACUUAGUUGAGGCUAGAAUCAGCCUUUUGGUAACUGAAGAUCAAAUCAAGCGAGCAAGAGCGCCAAAUGAUUAUUUGUUAGAUGAAGGUGAUGACAAUGUUGUUCUCCGGUUUGAAAAUGUGGGGAAGCUUUUGAAUGGCAUACGAAAUGUUCAGUAUCUGGAAUUGUCUGCUGUUACUCUCGAGGUGCUUUCCUUCUGCUGUGAUUCGAUGCCACUGUUCAACAACCUGAAAUCGUUAACUAUUAAGAGUGGCGAAAAUUAUACAUGGCAAGCAAUGUCAGUUCUUAUAAGAAACUGUCCACAUUUAGAAACUCUAGUCCUUGAGGGUCUCUUUCACCAUGUCGCAGAUAAAUGCGGGGAUGCUUGUGACUGCGUUUCUCGUAAGGAAAAGGGUCGUUCACUCACAUCUUGUCCAGUAAAGGUGUUAGAGAUCCAAGAGUUUCAAGGAACAAUGAAAGAGAGUUACAUGAUAAAUCAUUUCUUGAACUAUUUUCUGUGUUUGGUGGAGAUCAAGAUCUAUAUGAAUGUUGAUAUAAAGGGCAGAGACCUGGAAGCUAUCGUGGAGAAUAUGAAACUCUACAACAAGCAUUGCAAUGUGCAGUUCCUGGUAAAUGGGGACUUGUAUAAGGAGUGGAGUGCACAAUGAAGUCUUUGAAGAACAAAAUUUGCUCAUAGUUUGAUUUUAUUUUACUUGGUUUGAAAUGUUUUCAAACCAAACAGACGCAACCCAAACCAAUUUCAAAACCUGUUGUUUUCUUCUUCCUCUUUUUCAAAUGUUUUGAGUCAUUUACUAUUGAGGCUUGUCUUAUUUAUUUUUAUUCACAAGCAAUUUGCUCUUA
Messenger RNA from Camelina sativa (false flax), 1792 nucleotides. RefSeq names its product F-box/LRR-repeat protein At5g38396. The record is from RefSeq and is a predicted model, not a curated record. NCBI's taxonomy places the organism in Eukaryota, Viridiplantae, Streptophyta, Magnoliopsida, Brassicales, Brassicaceae. Gene Ontology annotation, molecular function: protein binding.